AAACAAAAGCUGAAAAAUCAUCAAAUCAAGAAGACCCAAACAAACUGCAAAUGUUGCGCAACCAACUGUGGCAGCAACGUGCUGCUUGCUGGUGUGUCCAGCUUGGACACCAUUUAUCACCACAAAUCACUGGCAUCCAAAGCAGUUCGAGAGCGAAAAGCAGCAGCGCCGGCAGCACAAAUGCAGCGCGCCAGAGCCGAAUUCUGGGCAAGCUCUUCGGCAGUCGCGUGGCUGGAACGAAGAAACGCUGGUAUCCCAGCUCCGAUAACAGCGCUGACAACAGCAGCAGCAGCAGCAGUUAUCAGCCGCCAAGCCUUGUCUUCCAGUCAUCGCAAUUUGGCAAGAGGAAUGCGGCCGGCUCCAAGCAGAAUACGCGACGGAUGUCGGUGCUGAACAAACUGUUCAUGACAUCGAUCACCGAUCUGCUGGCGACGGGGCAGGCGGCGGAAUCGGUACUGGGACGCAGUCUGCAGGUGUCGCGCGUCAAGAUCUCAUCGGAUUUUGCCUGCAUCAAUGUCUACUGGCUGGGCACCGGGCAGGUGGCGAGCGAUGCGGUACUCGAAGUGCAACUGCAACGCUGCACUGGCCAGCUGAGGCACGAGCUCUCCCAGCUGCGCCUGAUGGGCGAGGUGCCACGCCUCCGAUUCGUGCGCGACAAAAGUGGCAGCAACAGCAACAGCAUCGAAGCCAUUUUGCGAAACAUUAACUUGAACAGUCCCAAGCAGGAGGAGGCCGAUCAGGAGGAGGCCGAUCAGGAGGAGGGGCAGCAGCAAGACGUGACAACCUUUGAUGUGGCGCAAACAGUACGACAGGAAUUCUAUGGCAAUGCCGCUGAGCAAACUGCGGCAGCAACUGGAGCCGCAGCGAUGCCACCGGCGAUGCGGCACGAUGUGCUUGGCCUGGAUCAUCACCUGAUCAUGGAUAAGAUUCUCACCAAGAUGCGCAAGUCGAAGAGCGCCUGGCAGCGUCAGCAACAACAUCAGGAACAAUCAUCAACCGACUGCGACAAACUUGCCUAUCCCCAACCCCAUCCCAACCCCAGUCCACAAUCCGAUCCCCGCGAUGCCAUCAAGUUUGAGGCGUUCCUUGUGAAGAGACGCGAGCGGAAGCAGACGCCGGAACGCAAGAAGCAUAGACGUGAGGAGCUCUAUGAGCAGGCGGAGACGGAUUGGAGGGCAGAUACAAACGAGAGCAAUGAACUGGAGCCGCUGUCCCAGAAGGAUUACAUUCUGGAGGAGCACAUGGACGACAGUCUGCACGACUACCGCAAACCAUCAUCUUGAAAAAACACAAACAAUAAACAACAUUUAGAAAACAGUUCGUUUCAACGAAAUUUAAAAUGUUAUUUUCUUAUCUUUUAUUAUUGUGCGCAAUUUUUCUGAAUAAUAGUAUUAGUCUGACAACACAUAAUAUAUCAGGAGAGGUAUUCAACUCUCCAUAAUAUUAGUUAUAUAAAAAAAAUAUGAAACAAUUCGUUUCAGGUUGUUUCUGUUAAUGAAAUCAAAUUUCAAGCAGGCGAAAAUUAAAAUUAAAAGUAUUAGUUACAAAAUGUUAGCCCACUAAAUUUAAAAAUAAGAAUCCUAACUUUCUUAGCAAUUUUUGUAAAUACUACAUUUUAAAGUCAUAUGUACAGUAAAAUUAGUUUGUUUCUAAUGAGUCUUUGGUAUGCAAAUCAAGUUGAUUGUUUUUAUCAAUCUAUGAAAUGCUGCGAAAAAUGUGCAGAGAAGUAAUAAAAGCAGACCAAAAUGUUGAAUAUCGUUA
Drosophila grimshawi is the source of this 1761-nucleotide messenger RNA. RefSeq names its product putative ribosome-binding factor A, mitochondrial. Lineage: Eukaryota; Metazoa; Arthropoda; Insecta; Diptera; Drosophilidae. Gene Ontology annotation, biological process: rRNA processing. Bases 51 to 1283 code for a protein of 410 amino acids. The transcript has a single exon. The record is from RefSeq and is a predicted model, not a curated record.